Calypte anna (Anna's hummingbird) is the source of this 2963-nucleotide messenger RNA. It is a transcript of the gene TMEM38A, whose product is annotated as transmembrane protein 38A. Lineage: Eukaryota; Metazoa; Chordata; Aves; Apodiformes; Trochilidae. Gene Ontology annotation, cellular component: membrane. Gene Ontology annotation, molecular function: identical protein binding; potassium channel activity. The record is from RefSeq and is a predicted model, not a curated record. Gene Ontology annotation, biological process: potassium ion transmembrane transport. The transcript has 7 exons. Bases 257 to 1015 code for a protein of 252 amino acids.
GAGGGAGGAAGGGCGGGCGGCGGUGCCCGGUACCGCGGCGCCAUGGAUCUGGCGGGGGCCCUGCAGCUCGGGGAGCUGGCGGCUGCCUUCGCCGCCCUGCCCGUCUUCCCGCUCUUCGACACCGCGUAUUUCAUCGUCUCCGUCCUCUACCUCAAGUACGAACCAGGUUAUCUUAUGAAUGAAAGAGCUGAACAGAUUGUUCAUGAAUUCUAGAGGGCACCUAGGUUGAAGCAAUGGAGAGAAUGGAGCCGUGGAGAUGUCUCGGAAAAGCCCUUUUGCCUCCUGGCUUUGUGCCAUGCUCCACUGCUUUGGAAGUUACAUCCUGGCUGAUCUGUUACUUGGACACUCACCCAUUGAUUACUUCAGUAACAACUCCAGUGUCAUCCUGGCCACAGCAGUCUGGUAUUUGAUCUUCUUCUGCCCCAUGAACCUCUUCUACAAGUGUGUGAGCUUCCUGCCUGUGAAACUGAUCUUCGUGGCAAUGAAGGAGGUGGUCAGAGUUCGCAAGAUUGCAGCUGGGGUCCACCACGCUCAUCACCAGUACCACCACGGCUGGUUCAUCAUGAUGGCAACUGGAUGGGUCAAAGGUUCUGGGGUUGCCUUGAUGUCCAACUUUGAGCAACUGCUGCGUGGGGUCUGGAAGCCAGAAAAGAAUGAAGUUCUUCAAAUGUCCUUCCCUACAAAGGCUAGUCUGUAUGGCACAAUCCUCUUCACUCUGCAACAAACUCACUGGCUCCCUAUCUCUGAAGCCAACCUCAUCUUCUUUUUCAGCAUGUUCAUGAUAGUUUGCAAGGUUUUCAUGACAGCAACUCACUCUCAUGCCUCACCUUUUACUCCAGUGGAGAACUGCAUCUGCCCUGUUUUCUUUGGCUCUGUCUCCAGUGGACACAGCAGCCACCACCACGAUCACCACGGAGCCUCCCACGAGGUUUCCCAUCCUCCACCUCCUCCUGCCAAGUCCAAAGAGGAGCUAAAUGAAGGCACAAGGAAACGGAAAGCAAAAAAAGCUGAAUAAAAAAAAAUAAUCCACGACUCCACAGUCAACAGGCCAAGAAAAUUCUUCCAGAGCUGAGUCUCAAAGCCACCUGUGACCUCCUUUAUCCUCCAGACCUUCUCUCAGGCUCCAGAGGAGAGGUGGAAGCCAAGAUGCUGCCGGGCGGGUCCCUGAAUUUCAUUUGUGCUCUCUGUGCUGCUGCUUGCUUUUUGGUCUCUGUCUCUCUAUUCUGAUCAUAUUUUCAGGGAUUUGUAGGUUUGUGCCAGGAAGAAAAGUGGGUGCCAAUUCCCAAGCUGUCAGCAAUUGUCAUGCAGCAUUUCCAAUAGGUGUAAACUCUUUCAGUGUGUUUCUUUCUAAAUGGAGGUCGUGGUUUGUGCUCCUGCAACUCCUAAGCUCCUUUGAGUUUUCAUUGACCUUCCUGAUGUCUACCAAACCAACAAACAGUUUAGAAACAGUCAAUGUGGAAAUUGGAUUUCAUACUCAAGGAAUUAAAUGGGCUCACAUGAGCCUCAUUUCUCCCAGCUCCCACAUCAGCAUUUAUCUCCAAUUACUCUGGCAUUUUAUAUGCAACAAGGACAUCAACUCUGGUGUCCUGGCCAAACUCUGGUUUUUGUCACCCAGAUUCCCUCUUGAUUCUUAAUGGCUAGAACACUGUCACUUAACUAAGCUUGUGUUUGCAAGAGCUUUGAAGCUGUGAAGUGCUCUGAGUGCUAUGUACUGAUACUGCUGUUAUUUUAAACUGUUGUGUAGAGCUGCUGCACGUUGUUAAUAAUAACGUGUCCCACCUCAAACCUGAUCAUAUUUAACUAGGAAAGAAGCAUGGUUCUGGUUUGUUUGUAAGCCUGUGGGAUACAGGAAGGCUGUGUGAGUGUAAAUAAGUAUUUAUUAUUAUUAUAUUAUUUAUUUAUGAUUGCCAGGUCAUCUAAUUAACGGACCUGAAACUGGCUUUUUAAAAUCUUUGCAUCUUUAGGGAGAGAAUUGGCUCCUUCUAAGCCUGGUCCUAAGCCCACAGCCACGUGCUGGCUUGUGCUUGAAGCUGUGAUUUGGGUGUGCAGGGCAGCCUGAGCACUUGCUGGACACAGGAAGGAACAUUUCCAAUAAUCUUAAAGAAAGAUCCAAAGGCUGAAGAGGCAAAUUUCACACCAGCUGAUUUAAAGAAAAAAAAAAACUAAACCACUUUAAAGGACUGAUAAAAGCACACCAGCUGACAAUAUCUAUCCUCCUCUUAGGUCCUUUUUAGCCAAACUACUGGUCUGUGAAAGCAGUUUGUGUCAAUGAGUUGAGAAGAACCUGAAAUGCUCUGGAUAUGAAUGCUAAGAGUAUGAAAAGCGUGGCUCAGGGAGGAGUAUCAAGUGUGUUCACAUUCUGAGCAGUGAAUCCUGGCUUGUAGACUAGUUGGAAGCUGUUCUUAUAACUGAUUUUGUUCUGAAAAGUGUCAUCUUUAGCACUGCACCCCAAAGGCCAGAACUUGUUGGGGUUUUUUUUAUCACCAAGGGUGACUGUGGUGAAAAGGGCACGCAGAGGGACGUGGCACUGGGCUUCCAGUUCAGCACCAGUUUGCCAUCCCUACCAGUAAGGUUUGCAGCUGUCAUCUUUGGGAAUAUAAAAAGGAAGAUUGAAGAACAGCAGUUUGAUUUUUUGUGUGUCCUUGUUCAUUGUUGAAAUUGAUGGUUAAUUAAAAAAAAAAUCUUGUAUCCAAGCAGGUGAAAGCCAUUGCAAAAAGUCAAAUGAUUCGUGGUUUUGACAGUGCCUUAAUUUUGUGAGUUUCCCUCCCCUUCAGUAGAAAACAGGAAUUCUACCUGACAACUCAGCUGUCUGGUUUUGCAGAUCCUGCUCUGCUGCCACCUGAUGUAUCACUAGCAUGCAGAAGAUUAAAUGUUUUCUGAACUGUCUGAUUCAAGAGGAAUUUUGUUUUAUAAAAGCUGUCAAGAAAUAAAAAUUGUGAAGUGAUUCUGCUUGUCCACUGGCA